UCGGGUCAAGAUCACGAGCUCGGGAAUUACACGUUGCUGUAAACGCGCAUACACGACUGCAGCGUGCAGCCACGCCGAGGGGAACCCCCAAAGCCUUGACCAUUGCGUAACCGGAUCUUGGUCGGCACAUUAUGACGGUAACGACGCUCGGCGGCGAUGACGCUCAUACAUAACUCGGUACGCAACAGCGCGUUUGACAUAAUAUACUGUGAAACGACCACGCGGACGACGCUCUGCGCUUACCGCCCAUUAUUAUUGCUGCUGCUGUUUGGCCAGCGAUACAUUACUCUCGCGUAUUCUAUUAUCUUCAUUAUUAUUAUUUUUGUUUUCAUCCGCAGCAGCUGUGUGCUUGCGUUUAUCCAUGGCCCGCGUUCGGCACACCGUCCGCGGAUAACUUGUACUGCACCACGACGACGACUAUAAUAUACGUGAUGCUAUUACUACACUGCUUGGCAUGCUUAGCCGCCGCCACUACGGGCGCAGUGCUACCGCCCCCCUGGGCAGACCCAUCUCAGAAUCCAUGUGCCGCAGAACCAUCGGGUGGAUGGCAGCUGCUCUACUGGCCAGACGAUAAGAAGUGCUACCGGAUAUUUCAACGCGGGUACCCGUGCCCAGAAACGAUGGAAUUGGUACCGCGGCCAGACCGUAAGGGGUCCGCGGAGUGCGCGUGUCCUCCCGGAAGCGUUCGAAGCCCUCGUGACUCCCGUUGCCAUCAGCUGUUCCGGCUUGGCGGUCCUUGCGACGACGGCCAAUAUUUCGCCCCCGACCUAGACAGGGAUGACCGGGAGAGGUGGGGAACAUGCGAGGAUCCGUCACCGUGCGCGGAAAAAGACGAACUAUUUUGGCCCAAAGACAAGCGCUGCUAUCGCAAGCACACUAGGGGACCAUGCACUGAAGGGCAGCUAUUGGUGCCUAGCACCAUGAAUGAUUUAAUCGGUGACUGUAGAUGUGAAAACGUUCCAGAGCUCGUGACUUACUUUUGGGCACCUACAGGCACGUGUCACGAACAUUACACGAUGGGACCGUGUCAGGAACGCGGAGGAAUAUUUCUGCCUGGAGGCCAGUGCGGAUGCGACCCGUCGCUACCGCACUUCCACAACGGCACUGGCAAGUGCUACCAACUUGGUGGCAUCGGGCCUUGUUCCCCCGGACAUCAGUUCCUAGUGCCGGCUGGUGGUUCCAAGGCCGAGUGCACAUGCAAGGAGGGCCACAUCAAAUGGUUCGGUGACGGCGCGUGCUACAGGCCAUACACGCGCGGGCCAUGCGCCGCAGGCAACAUGUACAGCGUGAACACGACGGCCACCGGCAUGGCGGUCGGAUGCGUGGACGUGCCGUGCACCGCAGGAAAGCUGUACUUCCCGGGUGGUAAGGGCUGUCACCGAGUGGGCACGCAGGGCCCGUGCCCGGCCGGCCAGAUCGUCCUGUUCCAGGACACAGUCAAGACGUCCAUCGAGGGCGUGUCAUACCUGGGCAUGUGUGGUUGCGCCAAUGUGGACGCGGCCGCCGGAACAUUUUACUCGUCUUCGCAGACGCUCACGUGCAAGCCACCGGCCGCGGCCAGAAAACUACAACAACAGCAACAAGACGUUCGUGGCGCCGGUGCAAGCCCGCGGCGGGCAGACCCGUUGAUGCAGCCACAGGAUCCGUGUGGUCACCGACGCGGCACUGUCGCCUGGACUGAUCUGUCAUGCAAACAGCUGUACCUGCAGGGGCCAUGCGAACCCGGUGAGUGGGUGGUGCCUGACCGGGGUAAGGGCACCAGGAAGGGCAGGGGCUGGAAAAUGGGCAAGUGUGAGUGUCGGCCCGGGUUUACGGCCGUGCCAGUGCCUGGUGACACCAACAAUGCCACAACGUGCCAGCCACCGACGGUCAUGCUGGCCAAGUUCCUAAACAUGAGCGAAGAGUUCAACCACAACCACAACAAUAACAGCGCCACAGCCGACGAACGCGGUGACGACAACGACGACGGCGACGAUAACAACGGUAACAACAACGGCGUCCGAACGCGAUGAUUAUAUUAUUAUAUUAUACGUUUAAAACGACGCAUAUUAUAAUAUCACGUAAUUUAGAAUAUCGCUCUGGACGCUCUGGAACGAAGUGUGAACUAAAUUAAUUAUUAAAUAUCAUAAUUAUGUCAAGACUGCUAAGUAUAUUAUUAUUAUAUCGUCCUAUAUAUGUAAUAUAUUUAUAAAAAUGAAACAUAAGUAUUAUGAUGAAUGUUCUUUAUAGUGUUAGAUCGGAAGACCAAUGACACUUUUAAGCUGGAUUAUUAGAAAAUCACUAACUAGGUACUUUAAGUUUUGACAAACUAUACAAUACGUAUGUGUGUCGUUUGUGGUCUAAGUCCGUCAUUAUUAUUUGUAUUAUACUAGGUAUAAUUAUUUUUUUUUAAUUUAUAAACUUAAUUUCUAUAAAUAUAAUCUAUAUGGAUAACCAUAUAAUCAAUGAAUUGACAUUGACCUUCAUAUCAUGCAUAACUACGCAUGCAUAACUACAGUGGUUCUUUGACGAUUUUAAAAAUAUUUUUAUUUAGAAUUAGUAUUUGUUAAGAAAUAAAAUUUUUGAGAAAAAUUGKACUAAA
This is a messenger RNA of Diuraphis noxia (Russian wheat aphid), 2581 nucleotides long. RefSeq lists its product as uncharacterized. Lineage: Eukaryota; Metazoa; Arthropoda; Insecta; Hemiptera; Aphididae. The record is from RefSeq and is a predicted model, not a curated record.